Salvia miltiorrhiza (redroot sage) is the source of this 4824-nucleotide messenger RNA. RefSeq lists its product as uncharacterized. Gene Ontology annotation, cellular component: cytoplasm. The record is from RefSeq and is a predicted model, not a curated record. The transcript has 3 exons. NCBI's taxonomy places the organism in Eukaryota, Viridiplantae, Streptophyta, Magnoliopsida, Lamiales, Lamiaceae. Gene Ontology annotation, molecular function: protein binding. Bases 1624 to 3330 code for a protein of 568 amino acids.
UCCGUCCACCAAUUAAAACCCUACUUGCAUUUAAAUAUUUGUCCACCAAUUAAAACCCCAUUGUGCUUUUUGUACCCUUUUACCCUCUCUCUUUACUUUAAAUUAAAUUACUACCCUUUGCCAUUAAUUAUCCCACCUCAUUUUUUACCCCAUUUAAUUAACUAACUAAUCAUUCCCCUAAUUAAUCUAACAUGAUUUUUCGCCACUUUCAAAGCAACCACAGAUUUGGGCCAAUUUUCCUUGAAAUAGUGUCCGGCCAUUUUAUGUUCUAGAUUUUCGUUGUUCUUCAUUUUGAGGAUCCAUGAAACUCUCUCUCUCUCUCUCUCGACUUCAUUAAUCUAUGAAUCUCUCUGCACACAAAAUGUCUCGAUUCAGCGAUUCGGACACAAUUGUGUCGGAAACCGAAUUCCCGACCUUCAAUCUCUCUGAGUCGGAGUCGACGAUGCCGGAAUUCGAAGCAGCGGGCUUCGAUCUCUCUGAAUCGGCGUCGUUCUUGGAGGAAUCCGAAGCAACAGGCUUCGAUCUCUCUGAAUUGGACCUGUUCCUGACGGAAUCUGAAGCGCCGGGCUUCCAUCUCUCUAAAUCAGACAGGUUCCUGCCGGAAUCGGAAGUGCCGGGUUGAGAGGCGGCGAUGCGACUGGCUGGAUAUGAGAAUCUCCUUAAAUGAAUGACAAAUUUCUUUUGCCUCCACUCUUUCAUUCAUACUGUUACUUGAAACAUACAAGGAAAAGAAAUUGACAGAAAAAAAUGAACGAAAAAUUAAGAAGGAAAGAUUAAUAAAAAUAAAUAACAAGAAAAAAAAUGAAAAAAAAAAACAGAAUUUUAAUUUAAAGAAGAAAAAUAACAAAAAAAUAAUUUUAAUAAAACUAAAUUCAUAAAAUAAAAGAAUUUUCUAAUCAAAGAUUAGUAGAAGUAAUUCAAUCUCUUAACCACUACCCUUGUAUUUCACCCACAACACCUUUUUUAGUUUUCUUAGUCUCCGUGCCCAUCCUCAAAUGAGGCUUUAAUUGGUGGACGGAGGGGUGCCCAUCCUCAAAUGGAGUUUUAAUUGGUGGACGGAGGGAGCAGUAUUUAUAGAACAUGAAAAGGACAAAAGAGAAGAGAAAUUGUAAGCUGCGGAACUAGGAAAUGGAAACCUAAUGAUCCCCAUGCCCCUGCAUUCCACUUUUUUUUUUUUUUAAUUAUUAAACACCACCAAAAGUCGUGCCCGAUUUGGAGCUACUCAGCACAGCUUCACCCCUUAAGACUAAUAUGCCCCCUCACCAUUCCCUACUUAUAACCAAGAUUAGCAAUAAAUUCUCAAAUUAAUGUACAAUUAAAUCAAGGAAACAUGAAAAUAGAACAAGUUAAGCCAGGAGAGGAAGAGGCACAAGGUGCGCCUUUAAGGAAUUGGAAAAAAAAAAAGAGAAAUAAAGCGCGGAAAUAAAGAUUCAAAAGAAAGAAAAGAAACGGAAAAAAGGAUAUAAAACGCAGGGUAGUAGCAAGUUUGACCCCCCACCGGCCUAAAUCUAACCUCUUGAAUUCAUUUUGACAGAGCAGAGAAGGCAACGACAAAUUGAAGUUCCAAAUAAAGAGUUAAAAUAGUCACAAUUAAAUCAAAGAGGGGCCACCGCAGACAACCCAAUGUCCAAGUCUUCAACGACGUCGACGGCCGCCGUCAUCCGCCCCCAUGAUUUCGUCGACAGCCCCAUCCACUACGCCGUCGCCACAGGCGACCACUUGGCUCUCAACAAACUCCUAUCUAGCCUACCCAAAAUGCCCGAUCCCACCCUAAUCCACACCGAAUCCGAAUCCCUCGCUCACGAACGCAUCGCUGAACAAAUCUCCGCCGCCCUCGACGGCCGCGACAACAGACUCAGGGAAACCCCACUGCAUAUCGCCGUGCGACUCAACGAUGCCGCCGUCGCUCGCGCACUCGCUGCCGCCGGUGCCAACAUAUCCCUUCAGAACGCCGCCGGCUGGAAUCCCCUGCAGGAAGCGCUCCUCCGCCGCUGCCCGGAAAUCGUCGCCCCCCUCGUCCAGCACCACCACCUCGCCGCCUGGUCCAAGUGGCGGCGACGCCUCCCCCGUCUCGUCGCCGCCCUCCGGCGAAUGCGGGAUUUCUAUAUGGAGAUCUCAUUUCACUUCGAGAGCUCCAUCGUACCAUUCGUCGGGAAAAUCGCCCCCUCCGAUACUUACAAAAUCUGGAAGCGCGACGGAAACCUACGGGCCGACACCUCACUCGCCGGCUACGACGGCCUCAAAAUACAGCGUGCCAAUCAGAGCUUUCUCUUUCUAAACGACUUCAGUAACAGCAGCAGCAUCGACAUUCCAGAAGGCUCCCUCCUCAUCCUCAACCACGACGAGAAAAAAAUCUACGACGCGUUCGAGAAUGCGGGGAAUCCAUUAUCGGACGCCGACGUUUCCAAUUUCUGCAACCAAACCAGCGUUUAUCGACCGGGAAUGGAUGUAACCAAAGCGGAAUUGAUCGGCCGCACAAAUUGGAGACGCCAGGAGAAAACGGAAACUGUUGGGGAAUGGAAAGCUAGGGUUUACGAAAUGCACAACGUCAUGUUCACUUUCCGUUCACGCAAAGUGAACGCCGCUGAGCACAGAGACGAUCCGUUCUCGCCGACGUGCGUGCUGCCGCUGGAGAUGGACGAGGAGUCGGAUGAGGGUUUCAUCGUAGCAGAGAACCCGAGAUUCAGCGACAGACAGCGGCGGCACAGCAGUUUCGUGAGAGAGGAUCGGGAAUUUGUGACAGUGUCGAGGAAGAGUGUGGAUAUAAUUCCAAUCGACUCACGGAGAACGAAGGCGCCAUGCGCCGGAGACAGAUUGGCGGCGGCGCCGGCAACGAAGGAGAAGGAGUACGCGAAGAGUUUGCGGCCGAUGGUAUGGCUGACGGAGCAGUUUCCGCUGAAGACGGAGGAGUUACUGCCGUUACUCGAUAUCCUGGUGAAUAAAGUUAAGGCCGUCAGGCGCAUGCGGGAGAUUCUGACGACGACGUUUCCGACUGGGACAUUUCCCGUAAAGGUUGCGAUCCCUGUGGUUCCUACAGUGAGAGUGGUGAUAACGUUCACCAAAUUUGUGGAGCUGCAGCCAGCCGACAAUUUCUUCACUCCGCUCUCGAGCCCAAGGCAAUUUGCUAAUGGAAGAAGCAGCGCUGAAGAGACCAGCAGCGGCUACUUCUCCUUGUCGUCAUCGUGGCUGAGGGGCGGCCGCCACCAAACAAGCGGUGGCAGCGGCCUCCCGCAAGAUCCUUUUGCGAUUCCCAGCGGCUACAGCUGGAGUAGUUUUGAUGAAAAGAAUAGGAAAUUGAGCAAGUCCAAGUCCACCAGAAGAACUAAAUGAAUAUAGUAUAUCAUUUACCCUUAUUAUGUUUAUGGCUUUAUUGUUAGUAGAUGCUAAUUUAGAUGUUAGGAAAAUAUUUUUAUUUGUAUUAUACUUGUGCACAAACACAGGCAUAAGCAUUUUCCCCCUAGCUUUCGACUUUAUUUAAUUUGUUCCAAAUCUGGCCAUAUACGUAAUGUGAUGUACUCCUACUAUUGUUUCUAAUAAAGAUGCAAUAGAGUUCUGGUUUAGAUAUGCAUUUUAGGAGAAAUAAAUAAAUAAUGCACACAUGUUUUAAGACGUGCAAACUGCAUCAAUUCCAAUUUGCAAGAAAAGCAUCAUCUCAGAUGGGCUGCAAGAUAGGAAGGAAUCAAUUAAAAUACCUAACUUGCCAAAACAACAGACCAUGGGUUUUUCCAUUCAAAACAAAAAAUGUUGAAAGGUGAAGAAAAAAAAGAGAAAAAGUGGAAAUACUGAAGAGGAAGGAAGAUCUGGUGGUCAAUAAAACAAAGAGUUUGACACGCAAAUCAAGGUGUGGUAGAAAGUAGUAAUUCAACGACAAAUCUGUGUGUGAAAAGGAAGCACCACAAAUCCACAAUCGUAAUAAUAAUAAUAUCUCAAUCUCAAGCCGUGGAAACUUCACCCUCAAGUUCCUCUUGUCAGUCCAAAUUAGCAUAGUAUAAAAGUAAAAUUUCAAACGACAAAAGAAAAAAAACCUAAAAGAUUUUGUAACCAAUAAGGUGACAGCCCUGGCCAAGAUGCUCAAAGGUUAAAUUUAUUUGUAAAUAAAAUCUGAAAUGGGAUUAGGCCAAAUAGAAUGGAGUUGGUAUUAAAAAAUAGAUAAGAAACAAUAAUGUGCGAACCAAAACGUUGCUUAGAAAGACAGUAACCUGUGAGUUGGCAAUUCUUCUUAAAGAAAAGGAAAGUCAGUUAAAAUGACAGCCCAUCCACAUGCAUCCUUGUUUAUACAUCCCAUAUAUGUAUAUCUACCCUUGAGAAUCACCUCAUUCUUCAUUCAAUUUCAACUCAUCUAAAAUCUAACCUCUCCUUGCUAUCUUCCACACCAGGCAAACAGCGAUGGCCACCGAUGGGCCAAGCUGGGCAGAUCAAUGGGGUGAAGGAGGGUUUGGUGCUAUGGCAGAUGAUGACACCAAAGGCAACAAAGACACUGGAGCUGACAAGAAGGCGUCCGCCUCCGGCGGGUUUGGGAAGGCCAAAGCAGCAGCGGUGGCGGGUGCACAAAAGGUCAAGAACAGCACAUCGAUGAGCAUAAAGUGGGUAAAAAAUAAAUGCCAAAAGAAAACCUCUAGCACAUGAACACAAAGGUUUAUCAGUGGUCACAUAGCUAUAUGUAUGUUCCAAGCUACAGAAAUGACAUUUGAUUUCCCAAAACAUGUAAUGCAACGUUAGACUUUGAAGCUAUUCGAAUAUCCAGGUAGACAGCAUAAAAUCCGUACCCAUCCUACCAUUUUUUAAGUCAAGUUAUCCAUACAAUUUCAUCUUCAUUAUGAUCAA